AACGAAAACAAAGGAAAGACGGAAGAAAUUGAAAGGUUGUCUAAUUGAUAAUUGCAAAAUAGCCAUGGCAGAUACUGAAAAGCUCACCAAGGGUAUUGAGUCAGCAACAGCUAUGCUGGAACAACUUGGAAAAGCAUUCGAGGAACUGGAAUCCCAGAGAGAGUCAUUUUUGCAAAACAAGAUCCAGUGGGAUGGCAUCAAAGAACAUUUCCACAACCUUGAGAGAUCAUUAAAGAAUAAGUGUGUUGAAUUAGAAGAGAAACAGAGGGUGUUCGAGGAAGAGCAAUCCAAGACUCGUGCAUUGAUUGCAGAAAGAGAGGCUGCCGUUGCUGCAAAAGAACAAGCUUCAUCAAAUAGCCUUCAGGAACUAAGAGAUAUCGCUGUUUCUGUCAUAGCAGAGGCACGCCAGAAAUACAAGGUGGCAUCUCCUGAGCCAGUUGACAUCAGGGGAAGCAAAGCAAAAAAGGUAAGCACAUCUCUCGAUGAUCCCAAUGCACCUCCUGCUCCAGAGGAGAAAAAUCCUGAUAAUGGAUCAGGUGAAUUAGCUGAAACUGGGAUUAAGCCCCGUCCUCAAUUGAAGCAACUUUGCGAACAGAUGGAUGCAAAAGGCCUUCUGAAAUUUAUUUCAGAAAAUCGGAAAAAUCUUGCCACCCUACGUGGGGAACUCUCUGCUGCAUUGAAAAAUGCAACUGAGCCAGCCCGUUUGGUGCUGGAUUCCUUGGAGGGAUUCUACCCUCUGGACCAAUCUAGUUUACAAGGGAAUGAAGAUAGUGCCCUACAGGGCCUGCGCAGAAGCUGUCUUGUAUUGAUGGAAUCUGCGGCCCCUCUGUUGGGGAUCGCUGAGCCAGGUGUUGAUCACCCUGUUAGCUCUGAAAUUAAGCAGCAGGCCAAGGCAAUUGCUGAUGAAUGGAAGCCCAAGUUGGCUGGUGUGGACAUAGAUGCUUCUAAUGGAUACUCAUUGGAAGCACAAGCAUUCCUACAGUUGCUUGCAACAUUUAGCAUUGCGCCAGAGUUUGAUGAAGACGAACUUUGCAAGCUCAUCAUUGCUGUCUCUCGUCGCAGACAGGCACCUGAGCUUUGCCACUCUCUUGGAUUAACACAAAAAAUGCCAGGUGUGGUUGCAGAUUUGGUUAACAGAGGGAGACAGAUUGAUGCUGUUCAUUUUGCACAUGCUUUCAAGCUUACAGAGAGCUUUCCACCCGUGCCUUUGUUGAUAGCUUACUUAGAGGACCUGAAAAAUGCAGAAAAAAAUGGAAAUGGGGAUGGGCAGAAGGAUCCCAAUGCUCAGGAGCUUGGUGCACUAAAGGCGGUCAUCAAGUGUAUUGAAGAGUACAAACUCCGGGAAGAAUACCCUAUUGAGCCUCUCCAGAAACGUGUCGCUCAGCUCGAGAAAGCUAAAUAUGAUAAGAAGAGAAUGGGGGAAGCUGUCAAGCUCCAAACAAAAAAGCCUCGAGAGACUGGAGGCUAUGCCCCUCGCAGGCCUGCUUUCGUUCCUGACAGCAGGCAGCUCCCACCUCCGGCUUUUGAUGAGAGGCGACUAUAUGCAGGUGCCGUAGAAAGGUACCCUGAGAGGUACCCUUACAAUGCACCACCCACUUAUGAGCCACCUGCGUUUGCUGCAUAUGGUCAGCAGUUAAAUGCCCGAGGGCCAUAUCAUUACCCAGAUGAGAGAUUCCCUGCUGUUCCGUAUGAUGCUGCAUCAAAUUAUUGGAGCUAUCCAGGCACUGGACUGCAGUCUGCUCCAAACAGCUAUGGUAAUUAUACGGGCACUGGAACCUCGUCUUCUUCAUCCAACUAUGGAGGCUAUACAGGUAGCGGAUUGUAGUCAUCUCACCAAUCUUAUGUAAUAUGAGCUUGAAUGACUGUAGUUUGCCCUCUGCUACUAAGUGAGCGUGUGAGAAUUUGGAGGAUGUAUUCAACUUCUGGCGAGUGAGCAAUCCUUUGUUUAGAUGGGUAACUUAAACUCUUUCCAUUUUAACCCAGAGUCCGUCCUAACUAUUAUGCUCGCUUGGUUACAGUUUUAUCAGUCUAUACUAUGUGUUGUGUCUUGAUCUCUGA
Elaeis guineensis (African oil palm) is the source of this 2058-nucleotide messenger RNA. Its product is annotated as FRIGIDA-like protein 3. Lineage: Eukaryota; Viridiplantae; Streptophyta; Magnoliopsida; Arecales; Arecaceae. The record is from RefSeq and is a predicted model, not a curated record.